This is a messenger RNA of Xenopus tropicalis (tropical clawed frog), 2729 nucleotides long. It is a transcript of the gene src, whose product is annotated as SRC proto-oncogene, non-receptor tyrosine kinase. The transcript is spliced from 13 exons. NCBI's taxonomy places the organism in Eukaryota, Metazoa, Chordata, Amphibia, Anura, Pipidae. The coding region runs from base 358 to 1983 and encodes 541 amino acids. Gene Ontology annotation, molecular function: protein kinase activity; nucleotide binding; protein tyrosine kinase activity. Gene Ontology annotation, cellular component: cytoplasm; plasma membrane. The record is from RefSeq and is a predicted model, not a curated record.
AGGGACAGGCCGAAUUAAUAAGCGCCCCGGACUGUGGUGAGAGAGCAGGCUGGGUGUCACUGGGGCAGUACAGAGACCCCCCAACGGGAGUGACAGGCUGGGCCAGGGCUGAUUCAGUGGGAGGAGGGACAGGCGGACCCGGGGGAGGGCAGCACAGGCGGAGGGGAGGAGGGAGCUGGAGCCGGCCGGGCGUGAACCGUACGCUGAGUAGAUCCCCAAACUUCCCGGCCCAGGAGGAAUCUGAUGUGUGGGGAGAGGCACCGGGAGAUAGUGGGUACGAGAAGAGCGCUCUUGCCCCCCUCUGUGUGAGGGGGGUUCCCGGAGAGUGGAAUCUCCCGAUAUCUCAGGCAGGACAAGAUGGGUGCCACUAAAAGCAAGCCGCGAGAAGGUGGCCCCCGGAGCCGCAGCCUGGACAUUGCUGAGGGGUCCCACCAGCCUUUUACCUCCCUUUCUGCCUCUCAGACCCCCAGCAAGAGCCUGGAUUCCCACCGGCAACCUGCACAGCCAUUUGGGGGCAACUGUGACCUGACGCCUUUUGGAGGGGUGAAUUUCUCUGAUACCAUCACUUCCCCCCAGCGGAUAGGACCGCUAGCAGGGGGCGUCACCACCUUUGUCGCUUUGUACGACUAUGAAUCUCGCACCGAGACAGACUUGUCCUUUAAGAAGGGGGAGAGACUACAGAUCGUCAAUAACACGAGACCUGACAUGAGGGAAGGCGACUGGUGGUUGGCACGUUCCCUGAGCUCUGGGCAGACUGGCUACAUUCCAAGCAACUACGUAGCUCCUUCGGACUCCAUUCAAGCUGAAGAGUGGUAUUUGGGGAAGAUAACGCGCCGAGAAGCAGAGCGUCUGCUUCUGAGCCUUGAGAACCCUCGAGGGACUUUCCUGGUGAGAGAGAGUGAAACUACCAAAGGUGCAUACUGCUUGUCUGUCUCUGACUAUGAUGCCAAUCGUGGCCUCAAUGUGAAGCAUUACAAGAUCCGCAAGUUAGACAGUGGAGGAUUUUACAUCACGUCUCGCACUCAGUUCAGCAGCCUGCAGCAACUUGUGGCCUACUAUAGCAAGCACGCAGAUGGCCUGUGUCACCGCCUGACCACUGUUUGUCCCACUGCCAAGCCCCAAACUCAGGGCCUGUCCAAAGAUGCCUGGGAAAUACCGCGCGACUCUCUGCGCUUGGAGCUCAAGCUGGGACAGGGUUGCUUCGGAGAAGUGUGGAUGGGUGUCUCUGUAGGCACUUGGAACGGAACCACACGAGUUGCCAUCAAGACUCUGAAGCCUGGCACAAUGUCACCGGAAGCCUUUCUGCAGGAAGCACAGGUCAUGAAGAAACUUAGGCAUGAGAAGCUGGUACAGCUUUAUGCUGUGGUGUCUGAGGAACCCAUCUACAUAGUAACCGAGUAUAUGAGCAAAGGCAGUCUACUGGAUUUCCUAAAGGGUGAAAUGGGGCGGUAUCUACGGCUUCCCCAACUUGUGGAUAUGGCUGCCCAGAUUGCUUCCGGCAUGGCGUAUGUGGAACGCAUGAAUUACGUACAUCGGGAUCUCAGAGCAGCCAACAUCUUGGUAGGAGAGAACUUGGUGUGCAAGGUGGCUGAUUUUGGCUUGGCACGACUGAUUGAAGACAAUGAAUAUACAGCACGUCAAGGUGCCAAGUUCCCUAUUAAGUGGACUGCCCCUGAGGCUGCCCUGUAUGGUAGAUUCACCAUUAAAUCCGACGUCUGGUCUUUUGGAAUUCUCCUGACUGAGCUUACCACCAAGGGCAGGGUCCCUUACCCAGGCAUGGUUAACCGAGAGGUGUUGGACCAAGUGGAGCGAGGAUACCGCAUGCCUUGUCCCCCGGACUGCCCAGAAUCCCUCCACGACCUGAUGUGCCAGUGCUGGAGGAAGGAUCCUGAGGAGAGGCCAACCUUUGAAUACCUGCAGGCGUUCCUGGAGGACUACUUUACUGCAACGGAACCGCAGUACCAACCUGGGGACAACCUUUAGGCUUUGGAUCAGAAUCAUCAAGAGACGGUUGUAGGACUCCUAGGAACAGACUCAGAUUUUCAUGGCCUUCCCUUAAAGGGACGGUAACAACGGUUGCUACCACCGAGGGAACGCACAAGUGUGUAGUUAUAAUACUUCCAACCAACCAACCAACCAAGUAGAAUCUGGAUUUUUGUGCGAGUUCCAUGGAUGGAGACGUCUGUGCCAGCACAUCUCUUGCCCAAUGAGCCAAUUUUUCAGCGGCAACAAUCCCUUUUGAUCACCAGACGGUGAAAGGCGAGAGUGUAUUCUUUUUUUAUAGUGCAAACUUUUUCAUGGUUUCCCACUUCCCGAGGCCCUAUGGACUCAAGAUUUGGAGGUCCACUUUACCCUUUUGUUUGCCGUUGACCCUUAAUGUGCAUGAAAAGGGUUGGAUGGAGAUUCUGCUCUAGAACAUACAACAGCUGCCAUCUUUUCUACAAUAAAUAAUAAGGGACUGGGGGGGUUCCAGAGUAUUAUAAGACUAUAAACCUGAGGGCAGAGGCCUCACUACUGUCUUCCAUCUCCUUGCCACGUGGGCUUAGGGCAGAGGGGUACUGCCUUUGUGUUAAAGGAACAGUAACACCAAAAAUUGUUUUAAAGUAAUAAAAAUAUAAUGUACUGUUGCCCUACACUGGUAAAACUGGUGUGUUUGCUACAGAAGCGCUUAUAUAUAGUUAUAUAUAGUUUAUAUAUAUAUAUAUAUAUAUAUAUAUAUAUAUAUAUAU